Molecule: messenger RNA, 2154 nt
Organism: Indicator indicator
Lineage: Eukaryota; Metazoa; Chordata; Aves; Piciformes; Indicatoridae
Gene: SOX30
Product: SRY-box transcription factor 30
Exons: 6
Coding region: 1-2154 (717 amino acids)
Biological process (GO): regulation of transcription by RNA polymerase II
Cellular component (GO): nucleus
Molecular function (GO): DNA-binding transcription factor activity, RNA polymerase II-specific; sequence-specific double-stranded DNA binding
Source: RefSeq, a predicted model, not a curated record
AUGGCCAAGGCGGAAGCGGAAACGCGGGCCCAGUGGCUGGCGCGCGCCGGCUCUGCCAGCGGUCUCCAUGGCGGUUGUGUUGUGCCCCCCGGGGCACGAGGCGGGAUCGGUGCGCGGCCGUUGGCGGGCGACUGCGCGAGGGCACGGCGGGCGUUGGCCCAACGUCCGCAAGCGGCAACCGGCCGCGGCGGGAUGGAGGGGGUGGUGAGGGAGCGACCGCUGCGCUCCAGGGCUCCCCCAAAACCGCCCCCGCGACCCCGCUGCCCUCCGCAGUCCACCCCGAAGGAGGAGGCUAAGGUCCCGUUAAUCAAAAUCGAGAAGCCCGACCCGGAGGCGGGAGAUGCCCCGGACGGGAGAGAGUCAGGCGCCCAGUUCAGGUGCUUCCCAGCUCCGGAGACGGUUAAAGAGGAGACCCAUGGCACCAUCAAGAGGGAAGGAGACCACAAAUGGGGCGGUGUAGAAAGCCAGAACGAGGUGAAGGUGCUGGAGGAGUGGGAAAAUGGGAAGAAGCCCUGGAGCGCUAUCAAAGUGGAAACUCCUGAGGUGGCUUCUGAGACCUGGAGGGUGAAGAUGGAAAAGGGGGAUGGCCCGGAAAAGGAGGAUGCCCUGGCUGGCUCCGUGUGUAGACCUGCGCAUGCCAGCACUGAUGCCAUCAAAGCGCAGCAGCGUGAGGGGUUUGGGUUCCUCCCUGAAAAUCGGAAGAUUCCAGUUGUGGUUCAGCCCUUGCCUCCUGGCACCCGCAUACAGAUCCAUGGCCCUGUGCAACCAGAGCUCAUGCGUGUGACUCAAGUGCCAGAGAAACAAGUGCCGCUUAAAUUACAGCCUUUACUGGCACCUCCAGUAAAGAUUGAAACUAGAAAUGUGCCCCUCACCGUACUGCCCUCUGAUUCAGGAAUGCCAGAUACUCCAUUUGGCAAGGACAAAAGUGGCCACGUAAAGCGUCCGAUGAACGCAUUUAUGGUGUGGGCCAGGAUUCAUCGGCCUGCUCUAGCGAGAGCUAACCCUAAUGCAAACAAUGCAGAAAUCAGUGUUCAGCUUGGACUGGAGUGGAGCAAACUGACUGAAGAGCAGAAGCAGCCCUAUUAUGAUGAAGCUCAUAAAAUUAAACAAAAGCACAGAGAGGAGUUUCCUGGUUGGGUUUAUCAACCACGACAAGGCAAAAGGAAGCGUUUUCCUCUGCCUGUCUCUGCUGUAUUUUCCAGUGCUUCUCAGAGCAUCAUUGCUACAAAUCCAGCUGCCAUUUGUCCCUUCCAGUCACCUGCUUGUUCAGUCGUCAUCCCCAAUGUUCAGAACAGCAUUGGACAUGCAGUCUGUGGGGCUCCUCCUGCCAUCCGUCUGCCGGCUUCUUCCCUUCAACGUGCUGGUCCAAUUACUUUUUUCCAGACUACUAGUACAAGCACCACAUCAGUGGUUGUUCCAGCUCCAACCCUGCCCCUGUACCCUGUAAUUUCACCACAGCACAUUGCUGAACCUGCUCAGAGAGAAGCUCUUAAUGCAGCAUCAGGGCUCAAUUGCUCUCUGAAGAGACUUACACCAGUUUUCACUGAGAGCUUUAGCAGAAACCCAAGUAACAUAACCACCACUAAUGGCAGAUUUUCUGUCUGUAAUAUUGAGCCCCCAAAGGAGUACCCAGGGCUUGCUAUGUUUCCUAGAGCUGUACCUCUUCCCCAACCUACCCCUUUUCUUCCCUCACAUAUCUAUGAGUCUCCUCCCAUUGGUCAGCCAGCCAGCCUGUUUGGAGUACCUCCUCGGUUUCCAUUCUACCACCCUUACAUUGUGCCUGGACCUCACUAUUUCCCUUCAAGCACAUGUCCAUUCAGCCGGCCUCCAUUUGGCUUUGGGAACUUCUCCAGCCCAGUGCCUGAAUGCCUUGGCUUUUAUGAAGACAGAUACCAAAGACAGGAGGCGAUGUUUUCACCUUUAGGCAGAGACUAUCCUUUCAAGGAGUACCCAAAAGAAAAUAUACAUGAGAACCUUGAACCAGUUCCAUGUCACAGCAGCUGCAACGCAGAUCAGUAUUCCAGCCCCCUACCGCAGCUGGAUGUUGAAGUAUUGGAAGAGGUUUUGUCAAUCACUUCAUCUCCCUCCAGCAUCCACCUAGUCAAUGUAACUGACAGUGAUGAGGAAGAAGUAAAGUUGUUGCAAGAAUUGUAG